AUAAGCGCUUGGCGGGAGGGGAGAUGGUCUUUUAUGUCUGUUUCUUUCGCUGCGGCGGCGGCGGCGGCGGCGGCGGCAGCGAGAGUGGCUCAGGUUGAUUUAGAAUACGGAUGACAGUAGCCUGGCGCGAGCCCACGGCUGACGAAAGCUGCUUAUCCCGCUCGGUUUCCAUGGAGACGAGCAGGAGCAGCCGCGGCGGCGGCGGCGGCGGCGGCGGCGGCGGCGGCGGCGGCGGCGAGGCUGUCAGCGAGCGCGGCGGCGGCGGCGGCGAUCGCGCGUCCGCGGGGGUCUGCAGGAGGAAGGAGGAGGCCGGGGCCGGGACCCUCGCGGCAGACAUGGACUUGCAUUGUGAUUGUGCUGCGGAAACGCCGGCCGCCGAGCAGCCGUCGGGGAAGAUUAAUAAAGCUGCUUUCAAAUUAUUCAAGAAAAGGAAAUCGGGUGGCACCAUGCCCAGCAUUUUUGGGGUCAAAAACAAAGGGGAUGGGAAAGGCUCGGGUCCGACGGGCAUGGUGAGGAGCCGGACCCACGACGGCUUAGCCGAGGUGGUGGUGCUGGAGAGCAGCAAGAAGGAGGAGCCGCGCGGCGGGGGCGACAGCGGGGGCGGCGGCGGGGGUGGCCGCGGCGGCGGCCGGCCCAACCCGGGUCCCCCCAGGGCGGCCGGGCCGGGCGUGGGCUCCCUGGCCAACAGCUCGGUGGCGAAGUCGCACAGCUUCUUCUCCCUGCUGAAGAAGAACGGGCGAGCGGAGAACGGCAAGGGCGAGCCGGCGGACGCGAGCAAGGCUGGCGGCAAACAAAAGAGAGGGCUGAAGGGGCUCUUCAGCAGCAUGCGCUGGCACAAGAAGGACAAGCGGGCCAAGGCGGAGGCGAAGGGCGAGCGCGCGGGGGCCCCGGGCGGCCUCAUCCUGCCGGGCUCGCUCACCGCCAGCCUGGAGUGCGUCAAGGAGGAGACGCCCGGACCCGCCGGCGAGCCGGAGAAGCCCAGCAGCGACGCGCCGCGAGACCCAGCAGGUGAGCUCGGAGGGGGAGAGCCGGAGCCGGCCUCCGCCGAUCGCGCCCACGUGCCGGACCGCCGAGAGGCCCACAGCCCCGGGGUCCCUAAGGCCGACAGCGCCCGGGGAGAGGACGCCGCGGGGCAUCGGCGCGCCGAGAAGCCCCGGGCAGCCCCCGAGCUGGGCGCUGGGGAGGUGCAGACGGCCGAGGAUGCCUCCAGGACAGGUGACGUUCCGGUAAAGACCGUCCCCCUUGUCGACUCGGAAUGCGGCAGCGGCCGCGCGGCGGCCGUCCCUGACCCUUCCGCUGUUGAUCCACCCUCAGACCCAUCGGCUGAUCGUAUUUGUUUGAUGUUUUCUGACGUGACUUCACUGAAAAGCUUUGACUCUCUUACAGGCUGUGGAGAUAUUAUUGCAGACCAAGAGGACGAGGCAGGUCCCAGCUGUGACAAGCAUGCCCCCGGGCCAGGCAAGCCAGUUCUCUCUAAAAAGAACCCCGGCGUGGUGGCCUACCAAGGAGGAGGGGAGGAGAUGGCGAGCCCGGAGGAGCUGGACGACACCUAUCUGCAGGAGUUCUGGGACAUGCUCUCCCAGACUGAGGACCAAGGACCAGGGCCCCAAGAGGGAGCGGCCAAGGCGGCAGCAGCCCUGGAAACCAAGGUGGUGGCCGAGACGUCCCAAGACGCCAGGUGUGCGGAAGGGGUCAAGGACGUGUCCUUGGGCAAGCACAGGAGGCUCAACCGGAUUCCCAUCGAGCUCCAUCCCAAGGAGGAGCCUAAACCGCCCGAGAAGGAGCAGCAGGAAGGCAUCCCCAAUAGUGACGAGGGCUACUGGGACUCCACCACUCCGGGGCCGGAGGAAGACGGCACCGGCGGCGGCAAAAAGGCGGGCAUCCCCCGGGAUAGCUACAGCGGGGACGCGCUCUACGAUCUCUACGCGGAUCCGGAUGGAAGCCCGGCCGCAGUUCCCGCCAACGAGGAGACGUCCUGCUUGUCGCGGUUAAAGCCCGUGUCUCCAGUCACCAUCACCUGUCCACUGCGAACACCAGGCAGUUUGCUGAAGGACUCUAAAAUCCCUAUCAGCAUCAAGCACCUCGCGAACCUUCCAUCCAGCCAUCCCGUAGUGCACCAGCAACCAGUCAGGAGUGAGAUGCCCAGAACAAAAAUCCCAGUUUCCAAAGUGCUGGUCCGCAGGGUCAGCAACCGGGGUUUGGCCGGGACCACCCUCCGGGCAGCGGCGUGCCAUGACAGUGCCAAAAAGUUGUGAGGUCUCCGAAGCCGAGGUGAUGGACCCCAUGUCAAGGAAUACAACUUUCCCUGGAAACCACUCAAAUAAGUUUUGUUUCUCCUAAAGAAAGGCUUUUAGGACCAUCCCUGCUCCAGAGCCUAGACCGAGGAGGUGUCUGGGCCGCUAGCAGGGGCAGGAUACACCAGAGAGGGGGAGCUACACGUGGGAUUCUCCUCUUCAGAUAAGUUCCCUGAGAAUUAUUUUCAAGCACUUUUAAUUUUUUACCUUUAAAAAAAAAUCACUUGUUUGUUGUUUUGUUUUUUUUUUUUUUUCCUUUGAUGCGCUGAACACUUGGAAGUCACCUUUACUUGCCUUUGCAGAAAACAACCUAAGUAAGCAUCCUGCCAUGACACUCGGCUGUGCCAGGGUCCAGAGAGGGCCUAGAGAAACCACUGCCAACACCAGAGGAGCCCCUCCUCUUCCAUGACACUUUCCAUCCUUCCUUUCUUCUUUUCCUUUUUCUUUACAGGGGGAAAAAAGAGAGAGAGAAAGAGAGAGAGAAAGAAAAGAAAAAGACCCUUUGCUGUAUCACUGUGUGGAAAACACCUGCAAAGCUGAAAGAGCCAGGUAUUUACCUGAUGAGCAGAGGCGAUCAUUGAUUGGCCCAAAACUUGCCUCCUUUUGGUUGCUGGGUAUGCAUUAUAGGUCAGUAUCUACCACCAGGACAAUAAAGGAGCAUUUCGGUUUGGUUGGUUUAGAUCAUGUGUUUGGGGAGAAAGAAGAAGCUCAGCAGAGCUAGUUUUUUCUUUUUCUUUUUCUUUCCCACCCGGUGAAGAAAUGAGGAUCAGGGAAAGAUUUCACUAAAAUGCCAAUAGACACAGUAUUUUAGUGUUUAUAAACUGUAACCUUUUCAUGUGUAGAUAAUGCAUAUUUUACAGUUUAUCCAGCUGUUAACAUUUUAUAAUCUGCCAGUAACCUCAAAUUUAAAAUCUGGUUUUAUAACAAGUUAUGAUAACUGUCCCUGAACCACUGCUGUUCUUUUAUGUACUGUAGCCUAAAGCAAUUCUGUUUUUGUUUUAUAUGGGUUCUCUGGCUCUCAAUGCAGGAAAAAACAAAAAACAGUCUAUUGUGUUGAUGUCCCAGAGGAAUAGGUUCUGUCUUGUCUUGGGUAAGAGACUAUUUGCUUCUCACCCCCAAUCCUGGUUUUCAGAGUUUUUUACCUUGGUUAUACAAAUUUUGGAUUCGACCAUUCUACAACAUGGGGAGUCCCAAAUGAGGAACGUGUUUUAAAAACCCAGUAGAAAAAUACAGUUUUUCAUGUUAUUUGACUUUUGCUUUAUAGAUUCAUGACUGAGACAGGUAUGUUCAGAAUAGGAUGCUGGCAAGCCUAUGUAUCAUAAACAAACUAUGUCAAGAUUUAUUUUUGAAAAGUGGUUUCCUUAUAUGUAUAUUUUCUAUUAUUUUAGAUGAGACAUUUAUUUCAGAACGGGUUACCAUAUGCCUGGAUAGUUUGAGUGAUUAACUGAAGCAGUUCCUAGAAUGCUAUUAGCAUCUAAUGAUUAUAUAAUAUCCUCUUUGAAAUGCAGUUCAGUGUGUUUAAUCAAAAGACUGCAGCUUCUACUAGGAGUUGAUUCAUGAUAUGAGGAAGAUUAGACAUUUUCAAGCAAAACUACAUGUAUACGAAUGGCACAAACAUUUCUAUAUAACUCCCAUUUUCCAGAGAGAUUGCCUAAGUAAUGAGCUAAUAUUAUGUGCUUUCUAAGCUUGUUUUCUAUUUUUUAAAGGAAGGAAAGAGGCAAGUUAAGUAUAUGGAAACCUAUUUUAAUAGUACAAAGGGAACAAAAUAGACCUCAAAGGGAAACAAAUUUGAGCCAGUAGCAUAAAGCAAAUCGUUCCCCAUUUUAAAUUUGCAAUGAUUCAAUUAGAAGAGGUGGUAGAGAUUUGUUGAAUUUCUUUAGUAGUCAGAUUACUGGCUUUUAUUGCAUUGUGUCAGAUCCUUAAUGUUAAAGUACUGAUUUAAUAUUUAAUUUCCUAUAUAGAUGAGGUCCUAUAAUCAGGCAUAGCCUUAGGCACUCUGAACCCACCACCAGGAAUUCAUAAAGCCACUCACACUCACACGUGCUUAUGCACUCAACUGUGCACAAACUAACAGACAAAGGCAUGUACUGUACACUUGGAAAUAUUCUACAGAUUAUUUGUCUUGAGAAAGGGAUUUAAAUUUAAUUUCAUGCUGAUAGUACUAUUUAGACUCCACAUGCAUUCAUCUUCCCCCAGUGAAUGUACAGAAUAUAAAUUUUUAUUUCUGGCCAUAAAACAAAGAGUAUUUAUUUUCUUCUUGUGCAUUUGCUUGUGAGGGUUAUCUUCUCCUCUGUGUGAAUCCGUGACAGAGUUUUAUUUAUUCAUUUGUUCGAUUGUACAGAAAAGUUAAAAGUACCUGAAGUACAGAUGAGAAUAUUCUAACAGUAAAUGCAAUCUAUCAGUAAAUCUAUUUUGUUAGGACUGGGACAAAGUGUUUUUUGCUUUCACAGUUUUGGGGGCUCAUUCCUGCCAUUUUACCACUAUGCUGUGUCUUCUUUUUACAAGUAAAGGGAAAUGUCAGCAAAGCUCCCUUUCAUUUCCCCCGCCUGUCAAUUAACCAGUUAUACAAGAUGUAAAAUAUUUUCUCUUUUCAUUAUUUUUUCCAUAUGUUUUCCACUUUUUAAGAAACUCUCUGUCUUUAAGAAUUCCACCCACACCAGGCAAAUGAAGGAUGCAGGCAAUUAAUUAAACGGCCUCGGUAGCUAGCUGGGAAAUCAGGAUCCAUGCAGAAAGCCUGCGUCUUAACCUUUUCCACCCACAGACAAGGGUUCACAGUUGCUUUUUUUGUGCCAAGGGCUACUUUCUCCCAUUCAUAUUCCUGGAGAUUGCUUCCACCCACCCCAGCAUUUUAAUAGACGUAUAUUCCAAUUAUUAUUAAUACAUUUCCUAAUUCGGCCAUAUUUGCUGAUUUUUUUUUGUAAUGGGAAGGAUUAAAUAUGAGCUGAUGACACCUUUGCUGUGUGUGUAUGAUUCUGAGAUGCUAGUUCAUUAGGUCUCUUUUGUCAGAGAGCUGGACAAAUUAGAGGGGGAAAAAGUCAAAUCAAUUGUUGACCAUGAAUUUAUCAGUGAGUUUAAUAGCUUUGCACAAAGACAGCCUGACUUUAAUAACUACAUUACACAGACAAUGUUCCUUGAACUACUCUGACAUCAGUACUAAAGGCAGUUGGAUGCUUUUACAUUAGCACCGGCUGGAAGAAAUUUUACUAUAGUAUUGUCAACAAUGGCAAGAGGAAAAAGAUUUUUAUUAUUUCACCUAAUAACAACAAUGAAAAAUAGGACAGUAAGGGCUUCCUUUAGAUAUGUUUUCCACAAAUUAUCCGCCUACUUAAAUACAAAGUGUUUAACAUCUAUGAGAGUGAUGACUUACUGGGUUUAAAGUGUUUCUUCCUUAAUUUCAAAAGUAGUUUUGAAGUAUUUGCAUUUAAACGAAUGUUCAAAUAACCCUUUGCUUACACAGUUACCGAGGUAAAAGGACUAUAUUAGGUAUCGAGAUUUCUUCAUCAUCUUUCUGUGUUUUCAUUAUUUACAUCUUUGUCAGAUUAGUUUUCAGAGCCUUUUUACCAUUAACUUUGUAUGAAGAGAUCAAUUAAAGUAGAUUUCUCUCCUCUCCCUUCGUACCCACCAUGUUUGAUGUUUGCUUGGUGCCCUCAGAUAGCCGUAAGGGGACACUUCUUAGGAUGGUGGCGUCUUUUGACACUUGCAUAGUGGAAUACAUUUCCUGAUUGUAGUCAUUCCAGAUUUCUCUCCUGAAUGAUGACAAUCUGGCCUUGGUCCCCGUGCUGGGUUUCUACGAAGGCUUGUUACAAUAUCUUCACAGAUACUUUGCUCCCCUUAUCAUUCUUAAGAAAUUAAUUCAAGAAUUUUAGUCUCUUAAACCUAGAGAGAACGCAUCAUAAUUGCCUCUUAUCACCACUGGGAAUGACCGGU
Molecule: messenger RNA, 6221 nt
Organism: Mustela lutreola (European mink)
Lineage: Eukaryota; Metazoa; Chordata; Mammalia; Carnivora; Mustelidae
Gene: AMER2
Product: APC membrane recruitment protein 2
Exons: 1
Coding region: 111-2255 (714 amino acids)
Biological process (GO): regulation of canonical Wnt signaling pathway
Cellular component (GO): plasma membrane
Molecular function (GO): beta-catenin binding; phosphatidylinositol-4,5-bisphosphate binding
Source: RefSeq, a predicted model, not a curated record